This is a messenger RNA of Oryza sativa Japonica Group (Japanese rice), 570 nucleotides long. Its product is annotated as pectinesterase inhibitor 28-like. Gene Ontology annotation, molecular function: enzyme inhibitor activity. The record is from RefSeq and is a predicted model, not a curated record. NCBI's taxonomy places the organism in Eukaryota, Viridiplantae, Streptophyta, Magnoliopsida, Poales, Poaceae.
AUGGCAGUGGCGACCUACGCAACGACGACGACGACGACUAUGGUGCUCGUCGUCGUGCUGUCCAUUUCGACCAUCGUCCCCGUGGCCAUGGCCGACGCCGGCUUCAUCGCCACCACCUGCAACAAAACCCACAACGCCAAGUGCGUCGCCGUGCUCACCGCCAACCCGGACAGCGCCGACGCCUCCACCGUCUCCGACCUCGCCGGCGUCGCGCUCGACCUCGCCGUCGCCGCAGCCAGCGACGCCGGGGCCCUCAUCAACGACAGGUCCAGCAGGUACGGCGGCGGCGCGCCGGAGGGGGAAGCGCUGCGCGCCUGCAGCGGCGCCUACUUCGACGCCGCCAACGACCUCGACAUCGACGCGCACGACAGCCUCGGCUCCGGCGACUACGCCGCCGCGUCGCGCCUGGUGUCCGGGGCGAGUGGCGCCGCUGACACGUGCGACGCGGCGUUCGCCGCCGCCAAGGUGAGCUCGGUGAUGGUCGACGUCGACCAGAAGAUGAAAGACAGAUGCGGCGUCGCCCGUGAUCUCAUCAACCUUCUCAUUAAAUUCCCCCCAAGUGAUAAUUAG